AAUUUCAUUUACUUGUUGACGCAUGUGCCACUUCUUUGUUUUGGCUAAAUUACAAAGAAUCCUUGCACUUUAGCCUGUGUCUCAAUUGUCCCCUUGUAUUCAAAUUUGCAUCAAUUAGCACUCUACAUGUUACCAUUUCUUGAAUAGGCCCAAAUUUUGUGAUGAUUGUAGAAUUUAAAUGCAAAAUUUUCAUCUUGAAUGAGCUGGAAUUUUGCUUUUGUUUUAUGUGAAUGUAUGUCUUAGCUACAAUUUGAAAAGAUCAAAAACUCAAUAAAAGAGAUCUCCACCUUCGCUAGAGCUACCAAAGUAGGCAGUUUAUUAUUUCAAUUUAUGCAAUUCAAAUGUAAUUCUACUCCAUUUAAUAUAACCAACAACAUCCACCUAUUCGUUUUGAUUAAAUUUGACAUCUAAAAUCAAUAGUCAUCCAAAAUUAUUGAGCUUAUUUCAGGUCAUGAUAAAGUGCAGGAUUGAAAUGGAUGCAAUUUUUUUGCACAUGGGUAGUUGAGACCAAGGAUUCAAGUGUCGUGGCACGGGAUCGUGCUGAAAACUUGCUGGCAUGGUAUGGCAUAGUGCGUGUCGUGUCGUAUCGAUGCAUGCCACUCACAAAAAAAAGUAUAUGUAUCCGACACAAUGGUGUCGAAUAUUUAUUUUCUUUAGCAACAAAAUAUUCUAAUUGAUUAUUAGGUAUCUUCCUCAAAUCUUUUGAACUUAUUGAGGAAACAACUUACUAAUUUUUUAAAAAAGAACGCUUUGAGCUAUCCCAUCGACACGAAGGCCGUAUGAUGCUGAUAUCUUAUUGGGACGAUAUGGCACAUUGGAGAUAGGCCGUGCCGAUGGGCACUCAAAUCCUUGGUUGAGACAAAGGGUAAAGUGGAAGGGGUUUUUUUUAUAAUUUGGUGUCCUUCGUCUUCUUCUUCAAUUUUGGUGUUGGCUAUACUUGAAAAUUGUUUAGGAUUGUGAAGAUGGCAAUUUUUGUUAUUCUAGUGGAAAUUAUCUCGAGUAAUUGGUUGUUCAGUUAGUCUAAUAUAAUUUUUAGGGUUUUAUUAAACCCAUUUAGUUGCAUUAAUGGUCCAUAAAAAGCUUUACCCUUUAGUUCUUCCACUUUUUUUUAUUGUCUUUCCUGGGCAGUUUGCCUCUUUUAUGUUAGUUUCCACUUUUAACAGAAUGAUCAAGGAUUACUUGUCUAAUCAAUAUUCAUGUGAAAUUUUUUUGUAUUACAAUAGUUCCUUUGUGAAAUCUCCUUUGUGAAAUUAUGUGUUGAUUUAGUUCAGAGAAUACUCAUGUAUCGCUGGAUGCAAAUGAUAGUUUCUUUUGAAAAAAAUGCAGAUGAUAAUUCACUUAUUCUAUUAGCUUAUAAUUAUCCUUAUCUAUUUUAAUUCUGUAUGAGGUUAUGAGCCAAUAACAUGCUCUUUACCAUCCUCAGUAAGCCCAGGUACUCGUAAAAGUUGUGGGAUGCUCAAGUUUGCACUAUUUUGAUAGAGUUUGCGGAUUGGACUUUAUUGCAGAUGUGAGUUAUUAGGCAGAUGAAAAGCUUGUGGACAAUUGUUUGCAGGUCUAGAAUAUAGUAUGUUGAGUGAAAAACCUUAAUGCUAAAAGCAGGCUGUUAAAAUAUCUUUUUUCUCCAAACACCGGGAUUUGUUAAUGAGCAAUUCAUUUACACAACAAGCGGUACAUGCAAGAUAACCAAGCAGAUGCGUGUGAACUUGCAUGAGCUCACUAGCAUACUGGUGCACAUGCAUAUAUGCUCAUGCAGUAGUGAAAAUGAAAUUCCAUGUAAUUGCAAUCGCAAACAUUCUUGCUCAUGCACUUUCAGUUACUGUAAAUAGACAACAGUUUACAGAAAAAGGUGUUGGCUUCAGUUUUAUUUAUUAUCAGUGGGAGACGUCUGAGAGGAGGUUUCAACUUAGUUGAAUUAAGAUCCUAAAUUUAAAAGUUGGGUACUUUAGUAAAAUUGAAACAAUGUCUGAGUUGAGAAGAUGUUUCUUUUUCUUUUAUUUACAGUUCGUGCAAUAGAGAUUCUGAACAACCCAUUUCCUGAGCUGGGGUGGCCUCAGAAGAAAAUGCCAGAGAAUGAUAGGACUUGUUUUUUGAUGUUCUAGUGGUGCUUCAGUAACUUCUCAAAUCUUGAAUUUCCUGAUAAUGUUGCGAUAGCACAUGAAUUUUUUAUAUUAGUUCAGAUUCAGCAAGAAUUAGAGUUUGCUCAUUUUUGGAAGAGCUCAAGAGACCCAUAAAUCAGAUAAUAGGUAGGUGGAAAAACAGCUAAUGAGCGAAGCCUCUCUUGCAGAAAAUGUCUGGUACUUGUACAAAUUGGAAGACCAACAGUCUCCUAAUACAGAGAAUCAGGAAAACAAUAUUAAGGUGACAAGAACUGGAUAUUGGAAGUCCAUGGAUGCUCAUAGAAUACCGACGAGCGCUCAGACUGUAGGGACGAAAACCACUCUAGAAUUUUAUGAAGGUCAAGUACCUUCUGGAAAAAGAACUGGGUGGUUAAUGCAUGAAUACCAAGCAGAUCAGAAGCCUCAAGGUCUUGCUGCAGUGCAGGACUACAGUUCUUUGUGUCGAGUCUUCCGGCAAAUUGAUCAAUGGCCAAAUAAUGAUGGGCAGAAUAAAUCUCUCAGUGGUGAUGCUGAUUGUGAUAGCUUAGGACGAUAUCUGCUAUCUCUUCCAGGACAAGAAAGUAAUUUCUCUUCACAGGGGCCUCUAAACAAAUCCCAGAUUGUAGCUGGGGAUGAGCCGAGCGUGACUAAUGCAGGCAGUCUAUUGAAUGAGCCAAGAAGUGAUCACUCUGCUGAGGAAUUUAAUGCCAUGUUCGACAUCUCUAAUGGCGACUACUUGGAAAUAAAUGAUCUAUUAAGUCCAGACUCAUCUUCGAGCAGUUCGGGCAAUUCGAGUAACAGGUCUAAUAAGUUUGAUGAGCUCUUCGAUGCUGAUGCACUACUGAGGGAUCUCGUGAAUGGAUGUAAUAGUCAAAGCUUGCAGGAAGAGCGUACAGAUUACAGGUUUAGCAGAUCUACAUUAGUAAGAUCAAAUCAGGUGGUUAUCAGGCCGCCACAGCCAGGCUCGAUCCAAAGCCAAAACAGCAAUGUUGUGGUUACAGCUAGCGUGCAUGGCAACUCAUCAGAUGCUAGUUCCCCAACCACUAGUCAAGCUUCUUCAUCAACCAAGUCUCACAAUAGCAAUGUGAACCGAACUCCUCCUGAAGGCUCACAGGGUAAUAGGUCUCCCCCGGGGCCUGGAGGCAGCUCUUUUGGUCGGGUUGCAAAGCUUGGGAAGAAGUACUGCUGCUUUGUGCCUUUCUAGGCCGAAAUCCGGCUUCGUCAAUCAUUCUUAUCAAUGUAAAAUAGGAGCAAGUAGAAUCCUUUUAUGGGUCGUGGACGGCAUUGUUUUCUCCAACUAUUCUUAGGAACAUGAACCAAGCUUUUAUGUUCGGUGGAGUAAAAGGGGAGUUAUAUGCAGUAACACUAUCAUUGCCUAGAUGGGGUUGAACAGAUGGUGAAAAAUCUCAAAAAAAAGGAAAAAAAAAAAGAAAAAAAAGAUUGCAGCUUUGAGUUAGUCUUCGACUUAAUUAUAUGCAUUUGUAUAUAUAUAUAUAUGCUAACUUGUUGGGAGAGCAGUUUAAAGUUCACGAUUGAGACAUUAUCCGCUAGCAGUAGAUCUCCGCUAGCAGUAAAGAUCUACAUUCUCUUUUGCUCUCAUUAAUGUCUUACAGAGUGUAAAUAUAUGUAGUAAUAAGUUUAAAUUGUGUGAUCAUUUGUAGAGCAAAUUUUCCUGUAAUCCCCUGCAAGUGUUUUUCCAUCCUUGAUGAACUAAAUAUUGUAACCUUUCUUUCUAAUAUCUAACUUAGACCCCGUUUAGUUAUUUCAAA
Molecule: messenger RNA, 3865 nt
Organism: Ananas comosus (pineapple)
Lineage: Eukaryota; Viridiplantae; Streptophyta; Magnoliopsida; Poales; Bromeliaceae
Product: NAC domain-containing protein 17-like
Exons: 5
Coding region: 2263-3300 (345 amino acids)
Biological process (GO): regulation of DNA-templated transcription
Molecular function (GO): DNA binding
Source: RefSeq, a predicted model, not a curated record